This is a messenger RNA of Suncus etruscus (white-toothed pygmy shrew), 1041 nucleotides long. It is a transcript of the gene RNF138, whose product is annotated as ring finger protein 138. Lineage: Eukaryota; Metazoa; Chordata; Mammalia; Eulipotyphla; Soricidae. The transcript is spliced from 7 exons. The record is from RefSeq and is a predicted model, not a curated record. The coding region runs from base 1 to 735 and encodes 244 amino acids.
AUGGCCGAGGAAGCGUCGGCGGCCGCCGCCUACAGCGAGGACGACUUCUACUGCCCGGUGUGCCAGGAGGUGCUCAAGACGCCCGUGCGCACCGCGGCCUGCCAGCACGUUUUUUGUAGAAAAUGUUUCCUGACUGCAAUGAGAGAGAGUGGAAUACAUUGUCCCCUCUGUCGUGGAAAUGUGACUAGAAGAGAGAGAGCAUGUCCUGAACGGGCCUUAGACCUUGAAAAUGUCAUGAGGAACUUUUCUGGUAGCUGCAGAUGCUGUGCAAAGCAGAUCAAAUUCUAUCGCAUGAGACAUCAUUACAAAUCUUGUAAAAAGUAUCAAGAUGAAUAUGGUGCUUCUUCUAUUAUUCCAAACUUUCGGAUCUCUCAAGAUUCAGUAGGGAACAGUAAUAGGAGUGAAACUUCUACAUCUGAUAACACAGAAACUUACCAAGAAAAUACAAGUUCUGGACAUCCAACCUUUAAGUGUCCCUUAUGUCAGGAAUCAAAUUUAACCAGACAGCGUUUAUUGGAUCACUGCAACAAUCAUCACCUAUUUCAGAUAGUUCCUGUGGCAUGUCCUAUUUGUGUGUCUCUUCCUUGGGGAGAUCCUAGCCAGAUUACUAGAAACUUUGUUAGUCAUCUAAAUCAGAGACAUCGAUUUGAUUAUGGAGAAUUUGUGAAUCUUGAGCUAGAUGAGGAAACCCAAUAUCAAACUGCUGUGGAAGAAUCAUUUCAAGUAAACAUCUGAAAACUAGAAAUCUCCACAUCUUUGUACCUGCAAGUGCCAUCUUUAAGGGGAAGACUACAUGAAGUCAUCUUUUGAUAACUUGAUUUGUAUAUUAAUAAAAGUAAUUCCCUCUAUUGUUUUAGUUUAAUUAAAAAUUAAAGGUGGAUCCUUUAAAAACAUUCCCUUGAAAAGUUAAAAGGAAUUAAGACAUCUUGAAAAGCACUAAAGGAUUGUAUUUUAUUAGUGGUGAAAAGGGAAUCUUUGUACCUUAUUUUGUUACAAUACACAUUGAAUUUUUCCUUUAUUUAUCUUUAAAUUUUGGUGCAA